Messenger RNA from Cydia amplana, 3618 nucleotides. RefSeq lists its product as uncharacterized. Bases 1 to 3618 code for a protein of 1205 amino acids. The transcript has 2 exons. The record is from RefSeq and is a predicted model, not a curated record. Lineage: Eukaryota; Metazoa; Arthropoda; Insecta; Lepidoptera; Tortricidae.
AUGGAAAACGAAGAAGAACGACGUCUAUUAGUUACGCGCCGAGGCACGAAGAAAGCUACUUUAACAAGAUUAAAGAACAAAAUGGAAGCAUCUUAUAUCAAUGAUAAAGAGAUGUUAAAACUGAUGAUUGAGAGGGCCCAGGCGGCGUUCAAUGAUUAUGAAGAUCUCUGCGUGCAGAUAGGAGAUGAGGAAGAUCCCAUUUCUAUUGAAACCACAUACUAUGAAUGUGUUGCAGCGAUCCGUCGACGAAUUGCAGAUUUAUCUGAACCUGGACCCACCCCUGCCGUUUUGCCGGCAGCGACGCCUCAAGUUUCGUCAAAAAUAAAGUUACCAAAUAUACAGAUACCAUCGUUCAAUGAAGGUCGGGCCCUUGCCCUAGAGAACAGUGAGGGACGGGGUGAUCCAGCAAGCUGUGCUGCUGGCAAGGUAGCUCCAGUCAAGGUGACAUCAUCAUCAUUUGUCGCUACCAAAGCAUCCCAAGGCUGUCUGUACUGUGGUAAGGAACACAAAUUAUAUGCAUGCCCUAAAUUUGCUCUAGCUUCCAUAUCGGAACGACUAGAUUUUGUUAAGGAAACAAAGCUUUGCAAGAUUUGUCUUAACAUUCACCCAGGAAAGUGCAAGUUUCAUUUUAAAUGUAAGGAGUGCAAAGAAUCCCACAACUCGAUACUUCAUGUAAAUGAAGAAAAGCCCGCGUCGGUGUCUUUGACUAACAUUAAUAAUCAGACGCUGGUAUUGUUGCCAACGGUAAAAGUCAAGGUAGUUUCUAAAAGUGGCAAGGAGAUCAUAGUUAAAGCAAUGCUUGACUGUGCAUCUCAGAAUUCCUUUAUUACAGCAAAGCUGGCAAAGGAACUAGGUUACCCACUCUUGCCAGAUUCUACUACAAUAACUGGUGUAACUCUAGAAAAUAAAUCUGUCCAACAUAGUUUGCGACUGGAUAUUUUCUCAUGUGUUUAUCCAUAUAAAACACAAGCAAAUCUGUUAGUGAUAGACAAAUUUACUAAUGAAAUGUUGCCACAAACUGAAAUUGAUAUUUCAAAAAUUGAGAUCCCUGACAACAUAACGUUAGCCGAUGACUCCUUCCAUAUUCCAAGUGAGAUAGAUAUUUUAUUGGCUGCAAAUAUCUUUUUUCAGUGCCUGUUGUCGCAGCCUGAGGAGCUGCGCGAUCCUGAUGCCGCACCCAGCUUGGUUCACACACAGUUUGGUUACAUAGUAGGAGGGGAUGUCCCAUCUUCUAUUCUUAAACGACCUGCUGUUUCUCUUUUCUGUCACGAAUGUCAAACCGAUGUACGCGAUACUAUGUCUAAUUUUUGGCAAACAGAAAAGGUACCUGAAAUAUAUGCGGAACAUACAUCUGAGCAACAACAGUGCGAAAAAUUGUUCACUGAAACUGUUAAACUUGAGGAUAAUCAAUUCACAGUUUCAUUGCCAUUAAAAAUACCUAUCUAUGAUGUGAACAAUACAUUGGGGGAUUCAUUUGGGCUAGCUCUCAAGAGAUUUUAUAAUCUCGAGAAGAGAUUUCAGAAGGAUCAGAAUUUGUAUGAAGGUUACAAGGAUUUCAUACAUGAAUAUCUCGACUUAGGUCAUGGAUCAUAUGUUGACAUUUCCUCAUAUGAACUUACUAAAGAUCCUGUGUACUUUAUGGGACAUUCAGCUGUUUUAAGGCCGGAUGCAGUAAGUACCAAGCUACGGGUAGUCUUUGAUGGAUCUAUGUUAACGAGUAAUAAGAUUUCAUUGAAUAAUAUUUUAAUGAAUGGGCCAACUGUUCAACAGGAGCUGUUUGACAUACUGUUGUCAUUUAGAGUGCACAAAUAUUUCAUUGCUUGUGAUAUCAGGCGUAUGUUCCGAAAUAUUUUAGUACAGAAAGAUCAGCGAUCUUUGCAAAAUAUUCUCUGGCGAGACACUCCUAAUGAGUCAAUAAAAUGUAUUCAGCUAAACACAGUUUGCUAUGGAAUGAAGUCAUCAAGUAAUCUUUCGACAAGAUGCUUGAACGAGCUGGCUACGAAAUUCGAGAGGCAAUAUCCUCUAGCCAGUUCGGCAAUUUUAAACUCUACAUAUGUAGAUGACAUCAUUCACACAGAGAAUAGUUUGGCAAAGAUUGUUGACACGCAAACUCAAUUGAUAGAAUUACUUGCUAAAGGUAGUUUUAAACUACAUAAAUGGGCAGCUAAUGACCCUUCAAUAUUGGCAAAUAUUCCAGUAGAGCAGCAGGUUGUUGGAGAACUGGAACUGAAUAAGGACAUCAAAACUUUGGGUUUAAAGUUAGAUAUUGACUCGGAUUCUUUUAAACUUUCAUGUCCAGUGUCAAAAAAUGUCCCUAAGACAAAAAGACAGAUUUUAAGUUACAUAAGCCAGUUCUACGACCCUUUAGGUCUAGCUGGACCCGUCUUUGUCCAAGCCAAAAUCAUCAUGCAAAAAUUGGCUCAAUCUUGUACCGACUGGGACUCGGUGCCCACGCCUAUUUUACUAAAAGAAUGGCUUGAAUUUUACAAUGAUUUGCAGACAAUGAAAGAAAUUAAAAUAAAACGAAAUGUUACUGUUGAUGACAUUCAGUCUGCUCAGCUAGUAGCAUUUGGUGAUGCGUCAAUUUCUGCAUAUGGAGCCGCAAUUUAUUUAAGAGUCACUGACAAGCAUGGCAAAGUAACUAUGUCGCUUCUUUGUUCUAAGAGUCGCAUUGCAUCUAAAGACAAGAAAUUUACUGUGCCACGAUUAGAAUUAAAUGCAUCUCUUUUGAUGGCAAAAUUAUGCUUGAGAGCAUACAAUACAUUAAGUAAAAAGCUAUCUAUUAAAAGCGUGCAUCUUUUCAGUGAUUCUCAGGUUGUUUUGGCAUGGCAAAAAACGGAUCCAACAAAACUAAAUGCUUAUGUGGCUAAUAGAGUCAAAUUAAUUAACGAAUAUACAAAGGGUUUUCAAUGGUUGUAUAUAAAAACAGACCUCAAUCCUUCUGACUGUUUGAGUCGAGGUGUAAAACCUAGCGAGCUACAAGGUAACCAACUGUGGUGGUGCGGACCGACAAGCAUGUCUGAUCCAGAGUAUAAGUUUACCGAUGUUAGUAAUGAUAAUGUACCUGACAACUUACCGGAGAUCAAGCAUGCUGAUAGUUCCAAGCCGGUGUGUAUGGCAUCAUAUCAAUCGGUUUCUCUUGCAAAUGAUUUGUUAGAUAAGUUUUCUAACAUUAACAAGGCAGUUAACGUGCUUGCCUACAUACAAAGAUUCUGUAAAAAUGUACACCCGGGUUCACAAAAGAUAAAGCUUAAUUUUAUUACUUUUAGCGAGGCAACCCAGGCAUUGCAUAUGUUUAUAAAGAAUGAACAGGAAAGGUUCUUUGACAAAGAGCUGGCCUCUUUGCGAGAAGGUAGGCAGGUUUCGUCGUAUUUACUAUCUGUCAACCCCUUCAUUGAUGCUAACGGUAUUCUCAGAGUAGGUGGACGUUUGCAACACUCCUCCUUGCCUUAUAGCCAUAAGCAUCAGAUAAUCUUACCAAAAGAAUCUAAGGUAACUUACCUUAUUAUUGAAAAUGAACAUUUGAAACUUUUACAUGCCGGUCAGAAAGAAGUACUUAGCAAUUUAAGUCAACGCUAUUAUAUAGUUAACGGUUUGAAAUUGGUAAAAAGUUUGUGA